GAAGGAGGCCAUCAGACGUCGUAGCUAUCGCUGCUGCUGACCAGAGAAGAAGAGGAGGCGGCGGCGGCGGGGGCAGGCGAUGGGGAUCUGGGGCUGGCCGUGGGGGCGGCGAGGGCUGACAGGCUUCGGCUCCGCGUCCACCGCCGAGGAUGUCGCCGCCGGCGUUGACGCCAGCCAGCUCACCGCCAUCGUCACAGGAGCAACAAAUGGCAUCGGGAAGGAGACAGCCAGGGUUCUUGCACUGAGGGGAGCAAAAGUGAUCAUACCAGCAAGGACGCUGGAGAGUGGAAUGAAGGUGAAAGAAAGCCUUUCCGAGGAGGCUCCAAGUUUGAAUCUCCAUGUCAUGGAGAUGGAUCUGAGCUCCCUUGAAUCUGUCCGCAGCUUCGCACGCUCCUUCAAUGUCUCUCACAAGCAUCUGAAUAUCCUCAUAAAUAAUGCAGGUAUAAUGGCCUGCCCUUUCCAGCUAUCUAAAGAUGGGAUUGAACUGCAAUUCGCAACGAACCAUCUCGGCCAUUUCUUGUUGACAAAUCUUCUACUUGACAAGAUGAAAUGGACUGCCAAAGAGACUGGUGUGCAGGGCAGGAUCGUGAACGUAUCAUCGACAGCGCAUAGAAGAAGUGACGGCUCUGGUUUUGAUCUGAACAAGCUGAACGACCAGUCCAGGUACAGACCAUUCAGGGCAUACUCGCACUCCAAAUUAGCCAAUAUCCUUCAUGCAAACGAGCUAUCGAGGCGUUUUCAGGAGCAAGGAUGUGAUCUGACUGCAAAUUCCCUGCACCCUGGCAUCAUCGUAACCAACAUCGUUCGCUAUACCGCAACAAACAGUAUGCUGAUCUCAAUCCUCUCUCUGGCCAAGACUUUCCUGAAGGACACCCCCCAGGGAGCUGCAACUACUUGUUAUCUGGCACUGCAUCCUGAUGCCAAGGGUGUGUCUGGAAAGUACUUUGCCGGUUGCAAUGAGGCAAAGCCAACGGCCAUUGCAAGAGACGCAGAAUUGGCCAAGAGGCUGUGGGCGUUCAGUGAAGAACUCGUGGAAAAUAGGCCAAAAUGAUUUGAUCUCGUGUGCUGUGAGAGUAUAUGUUCUUCUUGCAUAGGGAAACUAGCCGGCAUCCAAGGAUAAAUACAUGCAUCGAAGAGGGUAUGUUGCUUUUUUUUUGCUGUUCUUGCUGUAAAAUGUAAAAAGAAUUAAAUGUAAGCGAAAUUUAUAAUUUUUUAGAGGUGCUUUAUAUUUUUUACUCCUACUGGGAUAUCAUCUUAUGGAUUAAUGGAAGAAGCUCAGCAUGCCUCCUUGUGAAUAUCA
Messenger RNA from Brachypodium distachyon (stiff brome), 1300 nucleotides. Its product is annotated as short-chain dehydrogenase TIC 32, chloroplastic. NCBI's taxonomy places the organism in Eukaryota, Viridiplantae, Streptophyta, Magnoliopsida, Poales, Poaceae. The transcript has 8 exons. Bases 80 to 1051 code for a protein of 323 amino acids. The record is from RefSeq and is a predicted model, not a curated record.